AGGAUAAGGAUCAAGGCUGAUAUUUUUAUCCUCAGCCACGUGUUUUGCUAUUCAUCUUCAUUUUUUUUCCUCCCCUUUUCUCCCCCGACAAGCCCCCCAAGCCACCGACUCUCUCCCUCUUGAAAACCCGGUGAGAUCUUGAUGAAAUUUCUCUUCUUUUCUUGUUAAAUCACAAGAUUUGGGGCUUAGAAUCUUCCCUCUCAACCCAGAAAAUCUCGGUUCUGCUCUGUUCUUCUCCCCUGUCCGCCGGCUGCUAUAGGGGUGUGAAAUUUUGGAGCUUUUUCUGGUAAGAUCUAGCCAUGAAUCCCUCUCUUUAACCUUGAUUCAGGCUGGGUUUACCUUAAUUGCUUUUAUUUCCCUCAAUUUUGAGGUAGCCCGUGAGCCCCUCUACAGAAAUGCCGCCGGCUUCUUCUCCCUGCCAGCUCCGGUUUGCUUACUGGAAUUCUGGUUUUGAUCGUUUUGCCACCGCAGCACUUGGGUUAGCCUUCUGUUCUGUGCAAGUGAGGUAAGUAAAUCAUGGUAAAGCCUUUCGAUUUUAAAGCAUGUUUUAAACUGUUUUUGAGAUGGUGGCAAGGUUUAAAUUGAUUUUAAAUUGAUUUUAUCAGCAUCUGAAUGUGAUUAAAUUGAAAUGGAAAUUGUGAUGGUUUUUAUGAGAAUUUCAUUGUUUUCUGGAAUUGAGCAUGAUUGGAAUGAAAUUGUUUUCGUUGCAUUGAGUAGAGCAUGCCUUUUUGGAAAUUGACUGAACUGUUUUGAUGAAUUGAGAGUUUUUGUAAAUUCUGAGUUUUCUGUUAAAUCCAUGCUCACAUGGAGAUUUUCCGGUUGUUUCUGAAAUUGGAGAUUGAUUGUCCUGAUGAUCUGAAAGUGAUUGGUGAAUUAUGUUUUUCUGUUAACUUCAACCUGUUUUGUCUCCGAUAUGGUCAUGUUAUUCUGUUGCCCGCUAGUGGGAGUUAUAAACGCUAGCACAUGUCGACAUGUUACUGAUAGAACCGGUUCGUUUCUGUUAUCCUGCUAAUGGGAUUAAACACUAGCAAUUUCUGUUGCCUGCCAGUGGGAGUUUUAAACACUGGCCAUGACCUAUAGAGGAGACGUCUAUUUCAUGCCCGUACUGUAUCUGUUUUCAUGAUUACACGGGUUGGCAUGCUAUGAGUUUAAUUAACGGGUUGACAUGAGACGUUUUGUUAUUGAACUGAAUCUGAUCUUACAUUGACGGUUUGUCAUUGAAUGCUUUGCAAGUGAACUGAAUCUGAUUUUGUCAUUGAGUGAUUUGUUAUGCUAAACUGGUUUAUCUGGCAUGCUUAAAAGUUUUACCCAAGGGCUAUCCAUAUUUACUUACUGAGUUUAUCUAAUAGUUUUUCCUUGUCCACCAUUUCAGGAAGUGAAACCGAGGACGGGGAAACCACGGGAAGUGACGAGUUAGAAGGCUAGCCAUUUCGAGAUUGAUAUAGAUUUUAGAAAUAAAUCAUGUUUUGUAAGAUAGAUUUUACCUUGUGAUUUUAAGUUUAAGUCAUGUUGGACAUAGAAUUAUUGAAAUAUCUGAUUUUAAGUUAUUGGAUUGUUAGAUGUGAAUUGGAUAAGUUCC
This is a messenger RNA of Rubroshorea leprosula, 1579 nucleotides long. The record is from the annotation of a GenBank genome assembly. NCBI's taxonomy places the organism in Eukaryota, Viridiplantae, Streptophyta, Magnoliopsida, Malvales, Dipterocarpaceae.